This is a messenger RNA of Pangasianodon hypophthalmus (striped catfish), 2049 nucleotides long. Its product is annotated as peroxisomal succinyl-coenzyme A thioesterase. The record is from RefSeq and is a predicted model, not a curated record. Gene Ontology annotation, biological process: fatty acid metabolic process; acyl-CoA metabolic process. Bases 204 to 1505 code for a protein of 433 amino acids. Lineage: Eukaryota; Metazoa; Chordata; Actinopteri; Siluriformes; Pangasiidae. Gene Ontology annotation, molecular function: fatty acyl-CoA hydrolase activity. The transcript is spliced from 11 exons.
ACAACAAGUUGAAACAAGCUGAGUUUCCUACAACCUCUUCUCCACCACCUACAGUUCAGUCGGCUCCUAAUGUUCACUUAAAAGAGUCGGUUGAAGGAGUCGGUUGAAAGAAUCGUUUGGCUUGCGAGCGACACAUCUCUAGCGUUCCCAGGCGUUGUACUUUCCUAGCUAGCUCUUCUGUGCAGGUACAGGUCUUAUAAAACAUGUUGGCCGCGAAUAGCAGGAUGGUGGUGAGCGGCCUGUGCCCUUUGCUCUCAGUUCAGCCCACUCGAGGACUCGUGGACGAAAAGAUCCGGAUCAUCGUGACAAAUUUAAACCCGAGCCAGGAGGUGACCCUUCACUGUCUGCACCAUUCAGAGGAUAAGGACUUCUGGGAGGCGUUUGGGCACUAUGUGAGCGACGAACAAGGCACUGUAACGGUGGCAAAGGACGCCAGUGUGGGAGGCACGUAUACAGGUGUGGAGUCCAUGGCACUGAUGUGGAGUCUGCGGCCAGUACCAGGCAGCCGAACAGGACUGAGGUUGCGAAAGCAAGAUGUCCUCUCCCCAAUGAUAUUCCACAUUUCUGUGUAUGAUGGACACAUCGCUCAGGAUUUUAACCAGCUCACACCAUUAGUAACCAUCAUCAUAGAAAGAUGGUACAUGGCUCCAGGUGUGCAAAGGGUCGACGUCCGUGAGAAAGGAGUUCGAGGAACUUUGUUCAUCCCUCCAGGUCCUGGCCCAUUUCCAGCUGUGCUGGACAUGUGGGGAGGAGGUGGAGGCCUGGUGGAGUAUCGAGCUGCCCUGCUGGCAUCACAUGGCUUUGUUGCUUUUGCUCUGGAGUAUCUGUCUGCAGAAGAAGCAAAAGACAUUAAUGUCAGUUACUUUGAGGUAGCAUGUCAGAUCAUGCAGGAGCAUCCCAUGGUGCUAAGGGACAGAGUGGCUCUGUUGGGCCUCUCAUUCGGCGCUUCUGUUGUGCUAUCUGUGGCUGCCUACUCCUCUGUCAUUAAGCCCCGGUGUUGCAUAUGCAUCAGCGGCAGUCACGUCACUCCUGUACGUAAUACUAUGUCUGAAGUUUAUGAAAGGCUUCACAGAAUGCUUCAUAAAGUGCGGAUAGAAGAGAAUGAGGUCAUCUGGAGAGACCUCAUCUUGCCCAUUCCAACAGAUCCACCUGAGAAAGUGGAUGUUGGCCAGAUAAGAUGUCCACUGCUUUUGGUUGUUGGCGAUGAUGAUCAGAACUUGGCUACACUGGAGUCAGCUGAAGAUAUGGAGAGAAUAACUGAAAAGGCAGGGAAUAGGCAUUUGCUCAAGAUCCUCAUCUAUCCUGGUGCAGGUCACCUGAUUGAGCCGCCCUACACACCACACAACAGAGCCUCCAACUUCAUGGUUGCUGGCAAGGAGAAAGUGAUCAUGCUCUGGGGUGGACAGACCAAACUGCAUGCAUAUGCACAAGAAGACUCAUGGGAGAAAAUUUUGGACUUCUUACACCAACACCUCUGCUAUGCAGCUCCACAGGCCCGACUGUAGUGGUGUAAGAAGUUGUUUUUGUUCUGGGCUUUUUUUUUUUUUGUAAUUGAUAAUAGAAAAACAAACAAAAUAACUCUUUGAAUGUCUGCGAUGCUUUUUCACUACCUCAUCAUUAAAACAGAGAGGAUCGCAGAUACACUUCAUACGGUGAGGGUGCGCAAAGUUUUAUAAUGUUUAAAUCACCUAAUAAAAUGACAUUAAUUAAAAGAACUGACUAAAUCAGCUUUAUUUCAGUGUAGAUGUAAAAGCAGCCAGUGAAAAGAGUGACUUUAUAAAAUUGUAUAAAAUGCAAAUUCAUAUAUCAGGGGUAUAACAGUAUGAACACAUUAUUCAGAUUGAACAGAUAAUGCUUCCUAAAUGAAUAUGAAUGCAGAGCUGAACUGUAGAUACAGUAUUGGGUUUUUUUUUUUUGUUUGUUUGUUUUAAGAAAACUUUGUAAAUGUUACUGAUUAAAUUUUGUAUCCUUUUACCACUUCCUUUUACCAAUAGGAAGCACUAUAACUAUGAGUAAUGUUAAAACCAUGAUAAAUAUUAUAUUACCACA